Molecule: messenger RNA, 4465 nt
Organism: Pocillopora meandrina
Lineage: Eukaryota; Metazoa; Cnidaria; Anthozoa; Scleractinia; Pocilloporidae
Source: the annotation of a GenBank genome assembly
CACAACUUGAUAAAACGGGUCUUAACGAAGCAAAUACACACACCCUGCACUCAGUUGAAAUCAGAAUGAAAUCCUUCAUUUUUGUCUUCGUGUUGGGGACGUGUGCCCAAGCAUGGAGAUGGCCGUGGGAAUCGAAACCAGAAGGUGAGUAUAUAAAAAUUGUUUCCUUCAAUUUCCUCCUUUUUGUUAUAACUGUUUUUCAAGCAUCAAAAACCGAUGGCGAGCUUGCCAGGUCUGCUCUUGAAAUUGAACAUCAAAACUCAUGGCUGUGGGUGACAAUAACAUUGCCUUAUCGACUACUCGUAAAACCGUCAAACAUAUCAAUGGUCAAGCGAAACACGAACAGGUGUAUUCCUACUCAGAGUUAAGUGUACUAUAUAAAUGGAAAAGAUGCUAACCGAUUUUCAUUUCAUCCGGAAAGUUAAACAUCAAGUGGCAGAUAUACCAGCCAACUUGGGCCCCUUUCAGUUACAAUUUAUUUGGAUCGUGUACACCCUUAAAAAAUAUUGGAUCGAUCACGAUGUACAAUUUAUUUAACAACUUAUACUGGCACUCGAAUCGAAGCCGUUUGAAUAUUGCUGUGUUUUAUUGAAAAUUAAAUGCCAAUUAAGUAGAGCUGCAUUAAUGGUGCACCUUAAAUAUAACUCGGCACUUUUCUGUCCUAUCGCAUUGUAAGAUUUUGUUCGUCACAAUCGAAAUAAUUUAAAACAAACUGCUUCACGUUAUAAACGAGGCCCUCGUGUGUGUGUGACUGACCAAGAGAGAGGCAGAAAUUCAAACGAAUCAAAUCGCAAACUUGAAACAUUCAGAUAUCAUUUGCUUACGUUGUAGUACAAAUUAAAGAACAUCGUCCUUCCACGGAUAAGCGCCUAAGCUCUAAUAAAUCUAAAAGGCGCCUCGCGCCUCCCCUGAAUAAUCGCCCAACCCCAGGCCAUAGAGGCAACAAGUGGCCCCCUCGAAAAAAAACCGCCCCCCACCUCCGCCUUCACUUUCCUAAUUUGUAGGGAUACAAAGAAAACCUCUAUUGCCACUCAACUUUAUAACUUUUCAAGCAUCAACUAUAGCGGAGUCAGUACAGGAGAAUAAUAAGCGCCCCCCUCGAUUAAGCACCCUGUUUCCGAUAAGCGCCCCCUGACGAGUCAAUUUCUUUCUUAUAAGUAAUUUUGAAACUAUUUUCUCUUCUCAGCACCAGAAUGGUCUCAGCUUUCAGGUAAUUUAUAAGUCAAUCAUUCAUUUGUUUAUUCUGCGAAAUGUUUUAAAUAAUUUGAAGUUGUGCAUUUUAGCAAUGGACCAGUAUUUAGGAAUGGAUCAGCCAGGACUAGCAUUUAAAGUUAGCUUUUCUUGUGGUAGACUACAAAUUUGAAUGAACAAAUAUCAAUGUGAGAGACAUUAUUGUGAAACAGUUUAGCUUUUUUUCACAAUCUUACCAACUCAUUGUGUAUAUAGGUUCUAGCUCCCGGUCAUGACGUCUCAUACCAACAUACCGCGCGGAGUUUGGGUGCCACAAUGUCGACUGUAACGUAAGGGACUGGCCAUUAUUAAUGGCCUAGGAGUGGGGGGUUUAAAGGAUUUUGGUUGUGUCUUACCUGAUCCCCCCUAAGGCUUUGUAAUAUUCGUAUGAUCCCCCCGACAUCAUUGCCAGCUAACUGAUAUUCAAUUUGCUAAGGUUCCCCCUUUACACUCUGUUGGCGACAACUGAUCCCCUCUAAGUUCUCCCCUAAAAGAAUUCCUUUCUCUUACAGUGACCUGGGGAAAGUUCGACAAAUUGCCGAAGGAUAAAGACGCAGCGAUCAAAACUGGAUGGAAAUUGACAGCGUCAUGUGACGGUAAGAUAAGAUUUGCCGGAAUAUACCUCUUUAGCCUGUAUUUUUUUCCCAUUCUAGGUCUCAGGGAAUUCACAGCUUUGUCGUUUGCAAAUUAUGCGUACAUACGCACGUGUAUGAGACGAAAUUUGAAUGAAACAGUUUUCAAGAGUAUUAUCACAUGACCUGAACAAACAAGAUAACGAGGUCUCUUAUUACGAGGUGUUGAUUACCCACAAUAUCGUGAAGUCUCAUCUUUGUGGUGAUGUGCCUAAUCUUGUACAUCCUCACCGUGCACAUGCAAAUAACCUUGAACAGAAGGCGAAUUCGAUCAACUGCGUUUAGCCAUGCAAGAUUGCCUGGUUAACGUGUAUUUGCUUCUACUUUUCAUCGAAGACUGAGUCGUUUAAUAACGAAUAUAUACAGAGACCUGCUAUUCCACCCUUCCGCUGCCUCUACAAUGACUGCUUUGGCUUCAUUGUUUCUUUUUGAAAGAGUGCGGCAAGCCAUGCGCAUUUGCUCCUUCAUUUUUAGUUACGCUGGUCACUCAUGCUACCUCUUUCUACAUUUUAUUGCAGCAGCCAAUUAUUUUGCUGGCAAUCGUUACGUUCUUAAAGGAGACACCGCAGUGAUGCUUCUCUUUGAUUCCAAGGGAAAGAUAGCUGGAAUUCAAAAUGGGGUAAUGAACACAACUUAGGUUUUACCCUCUUUUACUUUGGGUCCUCCUCACCGGCAGGUAACUGACUGUCAAUCUUCGACAGUCUCCGCUAUUGACGGGGACUGUCGAUCUGUUGACGACUGUUGACGACCGUUGGUGACCAUUGACGACCGUUGACGACUGUUGACGACCGUUGACGACCGGUGACGACUGUUGACGACCGUUGACGACAACUGAUUUCCCACUUCGUUCCCCCAGAGAACCAUGUAAUCCACCCAAAACCUCCAUCCAUCGCCCGGCGAUAUCCGGUAACUGCCUCUCUAAGCCUCAAGCCAUCGUUCAAUUUUAGAUUCCCAAUUCAGCUGUUGGAGACUUACGGGCUCCCUGGAUUCGUGAAGGGGAUAACUACGUCAUAACAGCUUACUUCACCGAUCCUGAAACCAUCUGUAGUGGACCCAGGCCCGUAACACCCUACUUAGGAGACCAACUUUUGCUACAGACUGGAAACAAGAUUUCUAACAUCAUGUCGAUUCCUUUCAAGCAAGAGGAUUUGGCUGGAACUAAGUGGGUGCGCGGGGGCUGUUUCCCUUCCAUGGGUAAGUCGAAGUCAUACCUAUUUUAUUACUUUCUAUAUAAGUAACUUGUUUCCAUGCGACUUCCUCGUUCAAAAUCACAGAGAAGUCUUGCUUAGUCAGAGAGAAGUUCAUCAGCCGAUAAACGUACAGAUCCAAGCCUCGAGAGGGUUGCCUAUUGCAUCAAUUUUCCACGAUAUGUUCAAUUUUUUUACGGGCUUGGAAAUUUAAUGGUUUAUCGUUAGUUUUCGAUGAUGGGAGAAAAAUUAUGUUUAACAUUAAAUUACCUUUUGACUAAUUUCAACCAGUAACUGCUUUGCAAAUUAACAUCUGAUUAAACAUCCAGUUUUGGGGUUUUUUUCAGGUCGCCAUUACUGGUACAACAUCUCACCGGAUAUGGACUGCCGAGACUUUUACCCGAUGUUUCUGUUGUACAACAGGGAUCGUCUGACCGGUUUUGGUUGGGUCGCCAUUGGUAAUGCUGACAGUCCACGGUACGAACACCCCCCUCCUAAAAGACUCGGGGUAAGCAGAGUCACAAGAACACAAUAUGCCUCUUUAUCUUUUGUACUUGGACAUGUGCGCAUAUUUGGUGACCGUGUGUGCGUGCUCGCUUGUGUGCUUCUCAAAUGCUUGUGACGUGAACACUCCUAUGCAUAUAGCAUGCGUUUUUCUAGAGUGUUGUGACCUGGGUGCUCUCAUAUGCUUGUGGCAUACCUUUCCUCAAAUGCCUGUGGCGUGCCUUGUAACAUGCAUUUCUCAAAUGCUCUAUGCUAUGUUAGAAUCUGCACGCUUCGCAUUAUUGCGUGUUUCGAUCAAUGAAUGGAAACGAAGUUUUGUGUUAAGCGAGUGAAUCUUUGUUUGUUAUCGAGACUAGCGGGAAUCUUUCGAAAAGAAUUUUUCUGGCUUUCUGAAAUCCUUUGCAUUUGAAACUUUUGGUCAAAUUUAUGACGAUGUGCAUAGUAGUAAACACUCGAGGGCACAAAGCUACAACAUCUUAAAUCUUGCUCGCUAUUGGCGAUAAGCAAACUCUUAGCAACAGUUUUUUUACGUUACUUCUAGGAUCCACUUACACGAAAUCAGUCAAUGGAAAAUAGUGGAGGAUGGGAUAAAUUUAAUUAUUGCUCUCGACUUUUUUUUUCUUUCCAGCUGGGAUUCUUCCUGUCAGCAACAAAGCCAAAAUGCAUAGCCAACCUUAAAUCAUUGACCACGCAACACGUCUAUCUGGACAAGAGACCAUACCUCAACCUCUGCUUUAUUUAGAUAACGCCGUUGCAGACACAACCUCUUUACUAGGAGCUCUCCUCUUUCCGUACCCUUAGGGCUUCCAUGCCACUGGAAGGGAGGGAAAGUGACCUGGAAAGACUGUCAUUGCAGAGUUGACUUUUCUCUCUAACAAGGGAAAAUUUUAAAGGGAAUUUUGAAGUUUCAGG